This is a messenger RNA of Talaromyces rugulosus, 792 nucleotides long. RefSeq lists its product as uncharacterized. Bases 1 to 792 code for a protein of 263 amino acids. The record is from RefSeq and is a predicted model, not a curated record. Lineage: Eukaryota; Fungi; Ascomycota; Eurotiomycetes; Eurotiales; Trichocomaceae. The transcript is spliced from 3 exons.
AUGGCUCCAACUUUACUACUGCGGGAUUCCACCCACUCCAUCCAGAGUCGCAGCCUAUCGGACGUCAACCACACUCAAGCAGUCACGCUCGGGAUCAUUGCGGUUUAUGUCGUUGUAAUCGCCUUAUUAUGGAAUCUUCCUUAUGUCCGGUGGUCACUAUGGCCGUUCAAGAUGCUGGUUAUUGCGUUCCAUGAAUUCGGACACGCCAUAACCGCAGUAUGUACAGGCGGCCGCGUCAAAUCCAUCUCUUUAGAUCCACAUGAGGGUGGUGUGACGCACAUGGUCGGCGGCGCCAGCGCCAUCACUUUACCUGCAGGCUAUUUAGGCUCUUCGCUGAUCGGGGCCUUGCUCAUUUUCUGCGGCUUUGACAUUGUGGCUAGCAAGAUUGCUAGUAUUGUGCUGGGAGUUUGCUUUCUUCUUACCCUGUGGUGGGCGCGAAAGGACUGGCUCACCAUUGUAACUAUUCUACUCGCCGUGGGGUUGUUGAUUGGAUUCUGGUUUAUUGCCCAUGCCGAAGCCCUCCGAUUCCUUGUCCUAUUCAUCGGUGUCAUGUCCUCUCUUUACAGCGCCUGGGACAUUUGUGACGACCUCAUCUUACGCAAAGUCAACACCUCCGACGCCAGCGUCUUUGCCAAGCGUUACGGUGGCUCCUCUCAAUGCUGGGGAGUUAUUUGGUCCCUGGUCUCGGUGGCGUUUAUGGCCGUUGCUAUCGUUGCCGGACUGGCUGCUUUCAACCAGAGCUUUUCUCAACAGGAGGAGGAUUCGAGCCAUUUCAUUCCGACCAAGUUUUAA